This is a messenger RNA of Drepanopeziza brunnea f. sp. 'multigermtubi' MB_m1, 906 nucleotides long. RefSeq lists its product as uncharacterized. The record is from RefSeq and is a predicted model, not a curated record. Lineage: Eukaryota; Fungi; Ascomycota; Leotiomycetes; Helotiales; Drepanopezizaceae. Gene Ontology annotation, molecular function: calcium ion binding; monooxygenase activity.
AUGUAUAUAAGUCCUCCCUCGGGCAUGUUCACGACCGCCACUGGAAAAGUUUUUCACCACCCCAUCUCAACUGCACAACCAGCCAUGUCCAAAGUCAAGAAUCGAUCAAAGAAGGGGAACGACCUGGCUCUGGCUCCAGUGAAGACGGAACAAGAUGAACAAGUGGUCCAAGACGCUUUCGAUAUAUCGAUUCCGGAAGUCCCUGUGACGCAACAGCGACGGCCUUUUGUUCCGAGCAAAGAGAAUCAGCAGUUGAAGGAUCCAGGGACCCCUCGAGCAAACAUAGCUGCCUCUUUGGAAGAGCCAAAUGGCACGCAGAAGGGAGACUAUGCCAGAAGAUACAGGAGAAAGACGGUCCUCCAACAACAUCUCACCUACUUCGACCCGGAUUCAGACGGCAUCAUCUGGCCCCUCGACACCUACCGCGGCUUCUACGACCUGGGCUACGGCAUUUUGCUCUCCCUCCUCUCCCUCGUCAUCAUCCACGCCAACUUCUCUUACCCAACCCUCCCGCCCGGCCACUGGCUCCCCGACCCCUUCUUCCGCAUCCACAUCGCCCAGGUUCACAAAGAUAAGCACGGCAGCGACUCUGGUACCUAUGAUGCGGAAGGCAGGUUCGUGCCGCAGAAGUUUGAGGACAUCUUCGCCAAGUAUGCCAGCGGUGACAAGCAGGGCAUUACGCUGAAGGAGGUCUUCGAUUAUAUGAAGGGCCAGAGGCUGUAUGCUGAUCCGGCCGGGUGGGGCGCGGCGGCUUUCGAGUGGAUCGCGACGUGGUUUCUGUUAUGGCCUGAGGAUGGGAGGAUGAAAAAGGAUGACAUCAGACGGAUCUAUGACGGGAGUAUCUUCUUCGAGAUUGCAGAGAGGAGGAGAAACAAAAUCUCGCCCAAGAAGCUGAACGGGCAUUAA